Messenger RNA from Thyridium curvatum, 1503 nucleotides. RefSeq lists its product as uncharacterized. Gene Ontology annotation, cellular component: MIS12/MIND type complex. The transcript has 3 exons. The coding region runs from base 1 to 1503 and encodes 500 amino acids. NCBI's taxonomy places the organism in Eukaryota, Fungi, Ascomycota, Sordariomycetes, Thyridiales, Thyridiaceae. The record is from RefSeq and is a predicted model, not a curated record. Gene Ontology annotation, biological process: cell division; mitotic sister chromatid segregation.
AUGACGACCGUUCUGAAACUUCGCCAGCCCCUUCAGGACCUUAGCAUGAGCAACCAGUCGGAGCGCAGGUACAGCAAGCGCCUCGCCGCCGCGUCCGUAUACGACGAACAGGAUGGCGACUUUCACUUUACCAGAGGCUCCAAGCGGGUCAAGACCUCCUCGGAGAACGAGCCCGCGCCCAAGGACGUAGAAGCUCCGGCGGCGGCCAAGGCACCUUCAUCUAGGAAAUCUACGGGGCGGGGGAGGUCGACUGGCGGAGGCAGGAAGCGCGCGUCAUCACCGCCGGCGCCCAAGGAACCUGAGGAGCCAAUUGCAACGACAACGACGAGCAAGAAACCGACGCGCAGGAGAUCAUCGGCACAGCCUGCAGAAGCGGCACCAGCACCGGCGCCUAAGGCGAGGGCAACCCGAGGGAGAACGCGUACCUCGCUGGAAAAGGUCGAGGAGUCUGUGCCGGAACCACCCAAGGCCUCAAAGAGCAGGACAGCACGGAGCAGGCGCGACGAGCCCCAAGAACCGGCUGUUGCAACGCCCGUCGACACGGUUAAGGCGGGCGGCAACACCAGCGAGGGGGACUCGGAGUCGCGACAAAUCGCGUUGCCUUUUAGCGACACGCCCAUCAUCAAUCGUAAUAAGGAGCUGAGGAAAAAAGGCGGGCAGCGGAGGAGCAGCCUGGGGAUGCGCGGGCGACGGGCGAGCUCGCUGAUCGAGAACGGCCACAGCGCGAUACCGCACCGAGACGUGGACCCCAGCGAGUUCUACAAGCACAUCGAGGCGGAAGGGCUGAGCGAACCGCGCCGGAUGAAGCAGCUGUUGACGUGGUGCGGCGAAAGAGCACUGCCCGAGAAACCGCCACACGGCUCCAAGAACUCGAGUGCCGCGCUAGGAGCGCGUGCCAUCCAAGAUCAGCUGCUCAAGGACUUUGCCAACAAGUCUGAGUUCUCCGACUGGUUCAGCAGAGAGGAUGAGCCGCAGGCAGCUCCCAAGAAGCCGGUCGUCUUGAAGCCAAACCCUCGGAACAUUGAGCACGAGGAAAAGAUACAGGAGCUAGAGGAGAGGAUAAAGCGGUUAAAAGAAGAGAAGAAAAAGUGGCAAGCGUUGAGCAAGCCAGCAGAAAGGAUUCCAGCUCUUUUCCCCGACGGCGACCCGACCAGGGCACCUUUACCAGACGAGUCGCUCCUGGACUCGGCGGAGGCAAAUAUGCUCCAUUUCCUCACGGGGGCCGAAUCGUCCUUCGGCGCCCUGAAAACGCAGACGCAAUCACGCUUGCGGGCGAUCCAGUCCUCGCUGGAGCUCAAGGUUGACCACCUGGCAGACUCAGUCCUUAAGCUCGACCAGCGGAUCGCCACGGCCGGCAAGGAGGCGGAUCAGGUCCUCGGCCUCAGCGCGGCCAGGUUGCGGGAGAGAGAAGAGAAGGAGAAGGGUGCUGCCGGGACCAAAGACAUGCCCGUCAUGGAAGUGCUGAGGAGUUUAGGGAGGAUAUUGCCGGAGGGUGGUGGCUGA